This is a messenger RNA of Malaya genurostris, 2691 nucleotides long. Its product is annotated as xaa-Pro aminopeptidase ApepP. The transcript has 9 exons. The record is from RefSeq and is a predicted model, not a curated record. The coding region runs from base 382 to 2514 and encodes 710 amino acids. NCBI's taxonomy places the organism in Eukaryota, Metazoa, Arthropoda, Insecta, Diptera, Culicidae.
AUUUUGCUACGAUUUGGACGCGCUUUGGUUUGCGUUGUCGCAGACCAGUCUGACUGUGGAUUCGAAAUCCACACCCAAACCGCCUCUCGGUCUAUUGGCGCCAAAGAUCGGACACAGAUCUGUUGUACCGCGACGCGUGUGACUCUUUUAAACAACAUUUAAUUAGUCUGUUUACUAUUUUAAACAAGUUGAUGGGACAAUAAAAAUCGUCGAGCCAACGAACGAUCGAGCGUCGAUAAUCUCUAUUACAGAUCGAUCGCAAAAAUACGUAGUACGUUUUAAUAAAUUUACGGCUGUCGUAAUCAAGAGCAUCCAGCGAAUGACGUGUUGCUGUGCGGAAAAUAUGAUCUAACAAGUUCGCGUUUUUUUUUUUUAAGUGAAAUGCAGAAACUCGUUUUGCAAACUACGGUGACGUGGAAAUUGGCAACAGUUUUCCUGCUAGCUUCAAUUCUUUUGGCAGUAAUCCCAACGGUAGUGGCCAACCAGCUCAGAUCUGCUCACCGAAUCAAAUGUCUUAGCCCUAACCGUGAAAAGGUACAAGAUAACAUCACUCUGCACCACCGACUGACAGCGUUGCGUAACGAAAUGCGCACCAGGUCGUCAACCCAGUCGACAGAAGUGGACGCCUACGUGAUCACUUCGUUUGAUGAGCACAUGUCUGAUCAACUGAUGGAGUCGGAUCAACGGUUAAAAUUUCUGACAGGUUUCUCUGGCCUUGGGCUUGCAGUGGUUACCACUAGGUCCGCUGCUUUGUGGAUCGACCGAUCACUUUACCAGCAAGCAGAACAUGAAGUGAAUUGCAACUGGAAGAUUUUCCACAACGAGGAACAUGCGGCCGUUAGAGAAUGGAUUGCUAACGAACUAUCGCCGGAAUCUCGAGUUGGUGCCGAUCCGCAACUUGUUCCACAUUCUCUCUGGCAUAGCUUGGAACGUCAGCUGAAUCUUCACUCGAUCAAACUCAUCAAGGUUAAUCGUAAUCUAGUUGAUUUGGUUUGGGGUUCUCAACGACCGGCACCCAAAUCGAACUCCAUCAAAGUACAUCCGGUACGUUUCGCCGGAGAACGUUGGGAUGGCAAAGUCAACAAACUUCGUUCCAAUCUGACCUCACUUCGCUGUGAUGCUAUGAUCGUUACAUCGCUCACCGAAGUGGCAUAUGUUCUGAACUUACGAGGUAGCGACAUCCCGUACACUCCAGUGUUCAAAGCUUAUCUGAUUGUUAGUAAUCGGGAGAUCGUUCUUUAUACUAACAGAACUCAUAUCACAACGGGAUUGAUCAAUCAUCUCAAAUCGCACAACUGCCACAAUGAGUACUGUGUUCAAGUUAAAGACUACGAGGAUGUUUGGCGAGAUUUGCGAACAUUUUCGCAGCAUUGGAAGCGUAUCCUUGUUCCGUCGACGAUCGUUUUCGACAUGGGAGCAUCGGAAGCUAUCUACUCGGUUGUGCCUCGAGAAACAGUCUUGAACAAACCGUCGCCUAUAAUUUUUCUUCGGGCUCAGAAAAAUGAAGUAGAGAGACAGGGUAUGAAACGAGCUCACAUUCGAGAUGCCGCUGCGUUUUGUGAAGCAAUGAGCUAUCUGGAAAAACGGUUUAUCGCAGGAGAUGACUUUACGGAACAAUCGUUUGCACGAGAAAUCGAUCGUAGUAAAAAAAUUCAAGAUCUUUCGGAAGGUACAUCGUUCAGAACGGUUGUUGCGUUUGGUCCCAACAGUGGUGAUCCUCACUACGCAAUAAAUAAUCUUACGGACCACGUUAUCGGCGACGACAACACGAUCAUUAUCGAUUCCGGUGGUCAGUAUCAAGAUGGCACUACUGAUGUUACCAGAACCAUUCAUUUAGGAGAUCCAAAACCAGGCCACAUAGAAGCGUAUACUAAUGUUCUGAUUGGGAUGAUACACAUGUCCAUGACUAGCUUCCCGGAGAACUUGAAGCCAACUGAGCUAGACGCUCUAGCUAGAGGACCUGUUCAUGGAAAUAGGAAUGCGUUCCCUUACGGAUCGGGGCACGGGAUUGGCUCAUAUCUUUCUGUGCAUGAAUCUCCCAUAAGUUCCACUCAUACGGCAAAGCAGCGUUACACCUUCCGUGAAGGCUAUUUCUUCGCAUACGACCCGGGUUACUACAUUCCAUCCGAAUUUGGUAUUCGAUUGGAGAAUGUUCUGGAAGUUCAGGAUACGGGAACAGUUCAUCCGUCUGGACAUAAAUUCUUCACCUUUCAAGAUGUCACGCUGGCUCCGUUCGAGCCCAAAUUGAUUGAUAGUGAGAUGUUAAGCACAACCGAGGUCAAAUGGAUUAACGACUACAACGCCCGUAUCCGGCAACUGGUUGGCGAUGAACUAAAGCGAAAACAGAAGAUGGAUGCUUUCUAUUGGAUGAUGAAUAAAACGCGAAACAUUCCCGAUCCCUCGUAUUCGGGAGCCGACGCUUCUGCUACGACCUGCCGGAACGCGGUUCUACUAUUAGUCACCGUGGUGGUAGGUCUCAUCUACAGACUUCUGGUUUCUACUGAUAAACUCUAAGAUGAAUUCAGAACCUCCGUAUUUCGGAGCGCUAUCUAACUUUCCCACGCACUACCGACAAUGUCUCUAUCAUACUAUAAACUAUGACUGUUGCAAUCCCAACUAAAAUUCAUCUAUCUGUCUUUUAGAAUAGGUAAGAUAUAGAAAUAGAAAGAAUAUAAAUCGUUCAAAUUAUUA